AUGUUGGCGCCGUCAAACAGAUAUGAGCUUCACCAAAGCGCAUUGAUCAGUGCCGCCGGUCUGCCUCGCUCGGCAUACUCUUCACCAAAUACCCCGGCGUUCUGCCAUCAGCAACAGAACGCCGCUGCUCAGAGCAUGGCCUACGAGCAAGCAUCGGUGCCAGCCACGACGAUGGCUGCAUCUUCGUAUUUCCCAAAAUACCAGCCGGUGCAAUAUCCCCAGGCCCAGCCUAUCUCCUCGGACUACAUGUAUUCAUCCAUGAGCCAGCCGCUAUCACCCUACGACCAGUAUGCCAUGGCCUCGGAAGCGUAUUAUGAUACCUACCUACCUUCAGGCCUGUCCAUGGCCUACUUCCAGCAGCAAGACGCAGACAUGCUCUCAUCCGCCUUCAACGACACACCGCCAACCCACGCUCAUCUGUCUCUACCCGCCAUGGACAGCAACACCGCCUUCUCGACUCCAGACAUGCCUUCAAACCAGCAAUUCCCUGAACCAAAGACACCACCACCUCCAACCUCAUCCAGCUCCUCGUGUGAAAGCGUCAGGGACGACGACGAUCUCGUAGGCGUCGGACUCUACGAUGAACCGCUAUCCACCUCUUUCUGGGAAGAGUCGCUCUCCAGCUCGGUCGACCCAAUCCUAUACCCACACCCGCUUAUGCGCAAGGGCCUGAAGCUAGAGGAAACCCUCGACCCAUCUACCCUGAACUGCAGUGAUAUGGAUGCAGAUGGCGAUGACGAGGAGGAGGAGGAACAGAACGACCAGACUGCCAAGGACGCAGACACAACAUCAAAGUGUCACGAUUCAAACACAGCAGCCGGAUUGAAUACUCUGAAUGAUGGCCACUUGUUCCCGGUGGACGAUGCCGAAUCAUACAACCCCCAUGUGAACUGGACGGCAGCGCCGGCAGUCAUGCUUAAUAGCUUCGCAGCGUUCCCAGGGUCCUACCAAAACUUUUAUUCCACUUAUUAG
This is a messenger RNA of Arthroderma uncinatum, 972 nucleotides long. RefSeq lists its product as uncharacterized. The transcript has a single exon. The record is from RefSeq and is a predicted model, not a curated record. Bases 1 to 972 code for a protein of 323 amino acids. NCBI's taxonomy places the organism in Eukaryota, Fungi, Ascomycota, Eurotiomycetes, Onygenales, Arthrodermataceae.